This is a messenger RNA of Propithecus coquereli (Coquerel's sifaka), 1581 nucleotides long. It is a transcript of the gene TRMU, whose product is annotated as tRNA 5-methylaminomethyl-2-thiouridylate methyltransferase. Gene Ontology annotation, cellular component: mitochondrion. Gene Ontology annotation, molecular function: sulfurtransferase activity. The record is from RefSeq and is a predicted model, not a curated record. Bases 15 to 1268 code for a protein of 417 amino acids. Lineage: Eukaryota; Metazoa; Chordata; Mammalia; Primates; Indriidae. Gene Ontology annotation, biological process: tRNA wobble position uridine thiolation. The transcript has 11 exons.
GGCGAGGCGGGCGGAUGCUGGCGGCUCGGCACGUCGUGUGCGCCCUGUCCGGCGGAGUGGACAGCGCCGUGGCCGCGCUGCUGCUGAGGCGGAGAGGUUACCAAGUGACAGGGGUAUUUAUGAAGAACUGGGACUCACUGGAUGAACAUGGAGUUUGCGCUGCUGACAGAGACUGCGAAGAUGCUUACAAAGUUUGCCAGAUCUUAGACAUCCCUUUCCGUCAGGUGUCCUACGUGAAGGAGUAUUGGAAUGAUGUGUUCAGUGAUUUUUUAAAUGAGUAUGAAAAAGGAAGGACUCCUAAUCCUGACAUAGUCUGCAAUAAGCACAUCAAAUUCAGUUGCUUUUUUCAUUACGCUGUGGAUAAUCUUGGAGCAGAUGCCAUUGCCACAGGUCACUAUGCAAGAACUUCACUGGAAGAUGAAGAAGUCUUUGAGCAGAAGCACAUUAAGAGACCGGAAGGGCUUUUCAGAAAUCGGUUUGAAGUUAGAAAUGCGGUAAAGCUUCUUCAAGCAGCUGACAGCUUUAAAGACCAGACCUUCUUUCUCAGCCAGGUUUCCCAGGAUGCCCUGAGAAGAACCAUCUUCCCUCUGGGGGGAUUAACGAAAGACUUUGUAAAGAAAAUAGCUGCUGAGAAUAGACUCCAUCACGUGCUUCAGAAGAAGGAGAGCAUGGGCAUCUGUUUUGUUGGUAAAAGAAAGUUUGAGCAUUUCAUUCUUCAGUAUCUGCAGCCUCGCCCUGGUAACUUUAUUUCUAUAGAAGACAAUAAAGUCCUGGGAACACAUAAAGGUUGGUUCCUGUAUACCUUGGGCCAGAAAGCUAAGAUAGGCGGCUUGAGAGAGCCCUGGUACGUGGUGGAGAAGGAUGGCACCAAGGGCGACGUGUUUGUGGCCCCCUGGACGGACCACCCGGCCCUGUACAGGGACCUGCUUCGGACCAGCCGUGUGCACUGGAUCGCAGAGGAGCCGCCCACCACACUGGUCCGGGACAAGAUGAUGGAGUGCCACUUCCGAUUCCGCCACCAGAUGGCACUAGUGCCCUGCGUGCUGACCCUCAAUCAGGACGGCACCGUGUGGGUGACAGCUGUGAAGGCUGUGCGGGCCCUCGCCUUGGGACAGUUCGCCGUGUUCUACAAAGGGGGCGAGUGCCUGGGCAGUGGGAAGAUCCUGCGGUUGGGACCAUCUGCCUACACGCUCCAGAAGGGCCAGAGCAAAGCCAACAUGGCCACCGAGGGCCCAGGUGAUGGCCCAGGCCUGUGUCCCUCACUCUGAAAGAGGCUGAGCUGCUGAGAGGAGUUCCGGGAGAACAGAGCUGAGGGCCGGGCGGGCAGUCUGGUCACCGAGGGCCUUGCUGCUGCUGAACCAGGAGCGGACAGGCUGGGCACGGCUCCACAGAGCCUCCAGAGCUGGGAGAGCCCGUCUCCUCCGAGCUGGAGCUCCGGCUGGCCAGAGCAUUUGCCGGCAGGUGGGUCUGUCCCGAGGGCCCUAUUUACAGAGCUCCUCUUGCACUGCAUUUCCCACCUUCAUGCACACCAAAGGGACCUGCAGAGAGGCUGCAGGGACAGGACAGUAUUGAAUAAAAAGU